CUAUGAAGAACGCUAGUCUCAACUUUCAAUCGCCUGCUCGAUCUAUAAAGAUUAUGAAGGUGUUUGGCAGUGCGCUGCUUUUGAUAAUUUAGCUUCUGCUUUGAGUGGAAGUGAUUUUACUCUGUUUGGCAUGUCAGCUUCUGCUUUUCACCAAUAUUAUUUUGUAUAUGGAACACCGUUUCGGAGAAGCAGCACUCCUCAUCCACUUGUGAUAGUUUUUGAGUUGAUAUAAUUCAUACUUGAGAUUAUAUUCUAUGAAUUGAGGCUAAUGGUAGAUAAUUGGACAAAAAUCACUCCUCGAAAUUGAUGAAGAAACUUGAAUCGGAGAGGGGAGAUCGUUGCUCUAGUUCGGCCAAACCCACUGCGCAAUGGGGGAAAGGGAGCGGGCAACGGUCGGCGACGGCGGCGGAACUCUCGGUGGCUGCUGCGGCGGCUGGCUCUCCCUGGCAGACAGACGGCGACGUAGAGCUGGGCAGGGGAGUCGAUGGAAACGAACGGGAAGGAGAGAGAUAGUGCGUAAGUGUAACCCCCUACCUAUUUCAUAUAAAACUAAACAGAUAUUUAGGUUCCAGCUUACACUUUCUUGCCAGUUAGGAAAGAUUUAA
Cuscuta campestris is the source of this 605-nucleotide messenger RNA. Lineage: Eukaryota; Viridiplantae; Streptophyta; Magnoliopsida; Solanales; Convolvulaceae. The record is from the annotation of a GenBank genome assembly.